This is a messenger RNA of Naegleria lovaniensis, 1869 nucleotides long. RefSeq lists its product as uncharacterized. The coding region runs from base 1 to 1869 and encodes 622 amino acids. Gene Ontology annotation, molecular function: protein binding; protein phosphatase regulator activity. Gene Ontology annotation, biological process: protein dephosphorylation. The transcript is spliced from 6 exons. The record is from RefSeq and is a predicted model, not a curated record. NCBI's taxonomy places the organism in Eukaryota, Heterolobosea, Eutetramitea, Acrasida, Naegleriidae.
AUGUACGAAAACGGAGAAGAUUCAUUCGAUGAGGAUGAUUUUAUUUUCAACGAAUACACUAUUGACGAUACAUUGGACAGUCUUUCCCGUUUGGAAAAGUACUACAACUCUGAUUUCUCUCUUCAGAGACUUGUACUUCUCAGAGAUGUUCACGACACAGCAGUAGAGGCCGGAUACAAGGAAAGCGUUAAACGUCUAUUACCUCUCCUUCAAAACUUUGUUUCAGACACCGAGCCAGUGGUACGACAAGUUUUCGCUGAAAAGCUUUAUCCUUUAGCCACAUUCUUCUUGGAAAAUGGAGGUGAAGAAGGAUACAAUGAACUUAUUAAUACUUUUAUUCCAUACACCUUUGAAUUGAUCAUUGAUAAGAAUACUGAAGUUGGAAAUAGUGCCACAGAGGCUUUGGUUAAAAUUUCAAAGCUGAUAAAACAAAAUCACAUCGAGCCACAAUUAUUAUCAGUCAUUGUGAAUUUGGCUCAUGAUGAGAGAGUGGAGGAAUACCGUAUUGCUGCAGCAAAAUUAUUCAAUGAAUUGGCUCCUCAAUUCGGACCUGAUUUAGUUAAAGAGGUUGUGGUACAAGAGAUUAUUUCUCUUAGCGACGACCCAUCACUCUUGGUAAGAAAGACUGUCUCACAAUCAUUGAAUUUGAUCUGUCAACAAAUUGGUCCAGAGUUAACUGUUACAAAAAUUCUUCCAGUUUAUUUGGUUUUGAGUAAGGAUGAGAUUUGGGGAGUAAGAAAGGCAUGUGCGGAAUCCCUUCCAGAGAUUUCUAAAUGUGUUGAUAGAGAGACGAGGCUAAAUACGUUGGUAGAAUUGUUUGAUCGAUUCGCAGAUGAUGUAAGCAGAUGGGUGAAAAUGGAAGCUUACAAACAAUUAGGAGCUUUCAUUGCAACAUUCGAACCUGAUACACCAGAGGUGCCAUCAUCCAUUCCAGAUUCUUUAAUUCAAUCAUUUAGUGAUAUGGCAUUCCAAAAUGACCAAAAUGAAACAGAUAUGGUCGAAUAUUGUGCAUUUAACUUUCCUGCUGUUGCUCAAAUUAUUGGAAAGACAAAAUGGGCUCAAGUAGAGAAUGCUUAUAAUCACUUGGUUAAGGAUGUACAAUGGAAAGUUAGAAGAUCUUUGGCCUGUUCUUUACAUGAGAUUGCAAACCUCGUGUCUCCUGAGGUAACAGAAACAUGCUUGGCAAACGCUUUAGAACUCUUUUUAAAGGAUUUGGAUGAAGUGAAAAUUGGUGUAAUUUCUAACCUUUCUAGCCUUUUCAAGUUCUUUAGCGAAGAAACUAGGCAAAAAUAUUUGUCAAUAAUUUGCUCCAUUCCUGAACAGACAGACAAUUGGAGAAUUAAGAGCGAAAUUUCUAAACAAUUAGGUUUCCUUGCCGAAUUGGUUUCACCAGAGACCGUAAAGAAUACCAUCCUGAACGUAAUUUUUGAUUUAUAUACCGAUGAUUUUGCAAUUGUACGAAAGAACUCUAUUGUUUCUUGUGGCAAAGUAAUGAAGAGAUUAAAUGAUGAAGAAAGUAAAGAAGGCCAAAAAGAAUUUACUUCCUUCCUUCAUGAGUUAGCUUCAGGAGAGUAUCACAGACGAUUGAUUUUUGUUUUUGCUUGUGAGCAUUUACUUGCUGAAAUAGAUCACAACUUCUUCAUACAGGAAUUUGGCCCAGACUUGGAAAAGAUAUCUAAAGACGUCAUACCAAACGUUAGAUUAAAUUUGGCAAAACUAUUUAGAAGAUGCAUUCAACCAAACGAAUCACUAAGAGAAAAUUCUGUCUUUGUCACUAUCAGACAAACUUUGGAAAACGACAAGGAUAAGGACGUGUUAUAUUUCUUGAAUAACGACUAUAUCGAACCACCUAGCGAUGACGAUUAUUAG